CUUUGGUGUGAAGUGAAUAGUGUUGGGGUAGGAAAAGUGUUUGUUUUCGCUUUUCGGGAACAAAUAUCGUAGCGUGUCGGAGAAUUUUUUUCGUCUUCAGAUACGGCUCAAAAUAAGUAGCAGUACAUUGCAUUUAAGGCGAAGUGCAAGCUGUAAAAAUGACGGUGACGAAGCAAUACAGGCCCCGCUGUUUCUUCGAUAUAGAAGUUGGGGGGUUGCCCAUGGGCAGAAUUGUUUUCGAGUUAUUCUCUGAUACAUGCCCAAUAACAUGCGAGAACUUCAGAGCCCUUUGCACCGGAGAAAAAGGUGAAGGAAAAACUACCGGCAAACCUUUACAUUACAAGGGAAUUAUCUUUCACAGAGUAGUGAAAGAUUUCAUGAUUCAGGGAGGUGAUUUUACAGUAGGAAAUGGUACCGGUGGCGAAUCUAUCUAUGGAGGAACAUUUGCAGAUGAAAAUUUCGAGCUGAAACAUGAUAAGCCGUUCUUGCUGUCCAUGGCAAACAGGGGUAAAGAUACAAAUGGGUCUCAGUUUUUCAUUACGACACAACCGGCGCCUCAUCUCGACGGAGUACACGUGGUCUUUGGCCACGUGCUAUCUGGCCAGCACGUCGUCUCUCACAUCGAGGGCCUGCCGGUCGACCGCAUGUGCCGCCCCCUGCAGGACGCACGCGUCACAAACUGUGGAGAGCUUGUUUUGAAGAUCAGAGGCAAAGAGAAGAAGAAAAGGAAAAAGGUGUCAAGUAGUUCUGCUGAAACAGGUAGUGAUUCUGAUGCAGAUAAGAAGAAAAAGAAGAAGAAAAGAAAGAAGCAAAAGAAAGAGAAAAGGAAGAGCCACAGUUCCAGUUCGGAGGACAGCGACGCCAGCGCAGAGAAAGAUGACGUCUCCAGCCCGGAGGGGCAGCCGCACCCUCUGGUCACACUCACGAAGAUCGAUCCCGACGAGAUACCGGACGUGCCACGCAACAAGUUUUUGUUUCGUGGUGGCAACGUGGCCGCCGACAAGGACAAGAAGGACAAAGAGAAGGACAAGGAUAGAGACCGCGACCGUGAGAGACGGCGACGGAAGGCGCGCAUACGUGGUAUUACCAAGAGUGGCCGUCUCAUCAAAGGCCGUGGAGUAUUUCGUUACAGGACACCAUCUAGAAGCAGAUCAAGGAGUGUGACUCCACCACACUGGAAACAAGCCCAGAACAGAAUUAUUAAGUACAGUGAGUACGAGAAAAUGGAGCAAGAACGUAAGAAGCGCGAGGAAGAGAUCAAGCGACGUGAGGAAGAGAGGCGUAAGAGGCACAUGGAGCGAGAGCAGAAAAUCAUGGAGGAGGAAGAGGAAGCAGGGGCUAGGAAGGUCCCAUCGGCAGCAGCCUUCAGGCGAGAAGACAGAAAAGGGACUGCUUCAGAUGAAGAAAGCCACACGCCUCCCCUGUCACAGCGGCGACGGCGGGAUCCUCCGUCGGAGCCGGAAGAAGGAGAGGUUGUAGCGGACGACGAGGGCCCGACGGCCCCGGAUGAGGCUAACAGUGAGGUCCGCAACGGCACGUCACCGUCUCGGCAGACGGGCAGCAGGGAAAUGCGUACUGCUGGGCCUGUCGACUACAAUGCCCUGGACUACGACGAGGGUGCAGGUUCUGAAGAGGAAGGCCAGAAGCGGCUCUCUUCUGUUGCGAGUAGCGUGAAGACUUCCGAGAAACCAAAGGAGUCUGCAGAAAGUGAUAUCAUCAAGACAAAGGCUGAAAGGAAAACGGAAAAGGGGUCUCUUUCUGAAACAAAAGGUGUGAGUAAAAGUUUGCCUACACAGGAUAAUUUGAAACGAUCUUCAAAAGUCCCACAGGAUACGGAAUCGAAGAAAACGAAAGAGAGUAGUAGAGACCGUGAAGAUUCCCACAACAGGUCAGUUCCUGCGCACGUGGAACGUCAUCAUAAGAGCCAGAGAGAAAAGGAAAAAGACAGAGACAGGGAAAAGGAGAAGAAGGACAAGGAGGGUGGUAAAGACAGAAUAAAGCAGAGAGAGAAGGAGAAAGAAAGAGAACGUGAAGACAGAGAGAAGUCGAGAGAGAAGCACAGGGAAAAGGACGAAGAAAAGAGGAGGAGAGAGAGAGAGAAGGGGGAGAAAGAGCGAGAGAGGAAGUCGAGGCGGUCCCGGUCGAGGUCUCACCACCGUCGCGGGGGAUCUCCGCAGUCGAGGAGGAGAGAUAGUGACCGCAGUAGACACGGCCACGAGAGGGACAGGGAAAAGAAAGAGAAGGACAGAGAGAGGGAGAAAGAUAAGGUGAAGGAGAGGAGGCCAGAAAAGCAGAUAAAGGAAGAGAAGCAGAUAAAGGAAGAAAAACAGAUAAAGGAAGAAAAGCCGCAGGUUGCGAAGGACGCCGGAACAAAUUCGGAGGGCGGAAACCGGGACAGGGGCAAGCGGUCGGAGCGGGAGCUGUCGAAGGAGGAGGUGCGUCCCGUGGUGGUGACACCGACCCUGGCAAAGGCGUCCACGGCCGAGAAGGGUCCGGCGAAAGCUGGACGGGGAAGCGCGGCUGCCAGGAGCCGCAAGCGCUCGAGCAGUUCCAGCAGCAGUAGCUCCAGCAGCAGCUCCAGCAGCUCGAGCAGCAGUGGCAGCAGCAGCUCAUCAUCAUCGUCCGGUCCAUCUUCUUCGGGCUCGGACUCCAAGCGGGCUGCACGGGCCUCCCGCAAGAAGUAGUGUGGCACCCGUGUGAGUUUGCCGUCAGAUGACUGUAUCUGAAUGUGUGGGACAGUUUUUCAGUUUGUCAUUUUUCUUUUUUUACCACUAAUGUUUACGGUGGCAUUCUAUUUACACGAGACAGCGACUGGACUAGAGCUCGACGGCACCUAUGGAAAAAAAUGUUGGCUCUGAGGAAAGUGUCCACUUAGAGGUACAUUUCUUAUAUGAAUCUUAGGUAAGAGAGGAAAGACGAGAUACUUAACAUGUUGAGAAAAAAUUGUGCUCUGCGAACACCUGACACUAUCGUCUGGGAUGUGCUUCCCCUUUAAUAGAGUUGCCUAUUUCCGUAGCAUCGUACGAGAUUCGAUUCCAAGUGUCUCUCUUGAAAAUGGUAAAAAAAUGGGAGUCCGUAGAAAGUUUGACAAAACAUGAUGUACCAUGUGAACUGUUCAGCAUUGCAGUAUGUAUUUCAGCUGACUGCUUGAUAAGUAUUGCAAAGCAACUAAGCAGAUGUUUGUUUCUACAGACCAAUUUACAAGUUUCAGCUAGACGUAGCUUUAAAUUUGACACUUUCCAGAGGCAUUUUAGAUAUACUUCUAGCUAAAUAUUGAGGAUGUGACUAGAUUUGAAAACUUUUGAGGCUAACGUACCACAUGGAAAAAGGAGGGGUUUGACUCCGUGUAUGCGUUUCAUUUGUAAACGCCAUUUCAGUACACUGCUUGACACGAUCGAGCUCUCGAAAAGAUUUUAAUCGAAUGUAUUGGUUCUUAAUCUUGUAAACCUAAAACCAUCCAGUCAUUUACCUCCAUGCUGCGCUAAAUAUUUAGCGGUAUGCGGCACUAGUGUACUUUCUGGCUUAGAGUAUAUCUCCCAUUACUUUUUCUAUUGAGUCAAAUACCGGGUGUUGCACAUUUUUAGUGAGACUAUGAUCUUACUCAUUUCAAGAGAUGACAUAGCAUUAUGAUGAGAAUCUGAGGUACAAAUUCCUAAGUACCCCAUGUUUCAUUUCAUUCCUGUAACUUAGUUCACAAGUGACAUCUAACACUCUGAAAGUUCUCCAUAGUAUCAAGUGGAUUUUAUUUUUUUGGGUUUUGAUAUGUACAUCCAACACAGUGCAAAAAUAUCCACAAGCAGUUAUCUGGUAAGAGUGUGUAGUGUAAGAUCUGAAAGAAAGGGGAUGUUUGUUUGAUUUAUGUAUUCACACUGUACUCUUGUUGCUAGCAUUCUUCCAAGCGUCAUUCAUAAAUAAACCAGAGAGUGCAGAUUCACUAUCUUGUUAUGACAAGGUGACAGUUUAUAACAAUCAUUAGCUCUAAAGACUGUUGUGUACUGUUGUUUUGUAUUAUGGCUAUAGUUUGGAAGCAACAGUGUGUAUAACAAGAACACAGUUUAAAGUGUCGUGAUUGGAAUAUGUGCACAUAAUUGUAGAAAUCUUGGAAUUCCGUCUCAUAGUUUGCAAACAAUUUGAAGUGCUCUUAGAAUUCUUAAACUAGCUAGUAAUUUGUGAAACAGAGACUAAGUUUUUCAAUAGUUUUACACUUGUCUGAUUUGCCCUAAAUAUUUCUGUUGAGUGAAACAUUUGUUAAUGUGCAAUAUGUUGUCUUAAUAAACUGAAGCUCCCAAAUUGUUGUGUUGUUGUCAGAAGUACAUCUUAUUUUGCUUGCCAGAUAUGUAGUCGAUUGUGUU
Molecule: messenger RNA, 4352 nt
Organism: Schistocerca americana (American grasshopper)
Lineage: Eukaryota; Metazoa; Arthropoda; Insecta; Orthoptera; Acrididae
Product: peptidyl-prolyl cis-trans isomerase G-like
Exons: 11
Coding region: 159-2684 (841 amino acids)
Biological process (GO): protein peptidyl-prolyl isomerization
Cellular component (GO): intracellular membrane-bounded organelle
Molecular function (GO): peptidyl-prolyl cis-trans isomerase activity
Source: RefSeq, a predicted model, not a curated record